GUCGGAUUAUCAAUUAUUGAAAUGUUCUAUUUUCGGUGUAAAGUAGUAGUCACCAAUUUCGAAAGCGAAUCGUUUUAUGAAUUUGUCCGUUUUCAAAUAAUUUGCUUUCGCGCUCUCAAUGUGAUUCAUCCGACUUUAGCAGCAGUGACUAUAAACAGAAGCCUCCAACUUCAAGAAAACACUAGAAAUGAACUUUGGGAGAAUUUCCCAACCUUGCCAGCAGAAGUCACCUGUCAUUCGGUCAUAAUUUGCGAUUUGAAAGAUAUUGUUUUGACGGUUGUGUGCUUUAUUUACAUGAUAUGGAUAACAUUAGCAUUUUCAAUUGCAUUGAGUUUGUUAUGUUAUGUUAAUAAAUUUAUCAACAAAGGGGUAAACAUUUCAAGAUCCACAAUUGGAAUGCAACGGAUGUUGAUUUUGAGUUUAUCAAUCCAGAUCGGACGGUAUUGCUGCAGUUCUAAUUAUGUCUGUAGCUUAUCAUGGUUUCUUUUCUACCGUUGCAAUGAUAAUUUUUACGAAACCAAUUCGAAGAGGAGUUUUGGGCAGCAGAGUAUUGAAACAUGGCAAGCACAGUAUAGCAGUGCAUCCUUCUCAAUAA
Caenorhabditis elegans is the source of this 595-nucleotide messenger RNA. Lineage: Eukaryota; Metazoa; Nematoda; Chromadorea; Rhabditida; Rhabditidae. The record is from the annotation of a RefSeq genome assembly.